Molecule: messenger RNA, 743 nt
Organism: Saccostrea cuccullata (small rock oyster)
Lineage: Eukaryota; Metazoa; Mollusca; Bivalvia; Ostreida; Ostreidae
Exons: 6
Coding region: 153-743 (196 amino acids)
Source: RefSeq, a predicted model, not a curated record
GCACUCAAUAUGGCCUCACGCGUAUACAUCAAGCAGGUCAAUAUUCACCUCAAGGUGUCAAAAAGAAAUGAAGGAAAAAUUAUAAAGAAGGGAAUAUUUACACCUCACUGUUAUGUAAAUACUAGUAAACAAAAAAUCAGGUCAUUGUUAACAUGACGUCACAAACGUUCCAGUUUUUGUGUCUGAGCCUAUUAAUCACGUGGACAAAUGGUCAAGGUGCGGAUCCGUCGGCUGUUAAAGAGUGUACAGAACAAGGGAAAUGUUACUGGAAGGGUGAGUGUAAAUCCCCGGGGCGGGGGCGGAUCUGGCAGGAUGUGGAGGAGUGUGCCGACAUGUGGUGCCACGCCUACCAGUUCAGCAAGUACAUCGCCAUCAGAGUGGACAGGUUUUAUGGGUGUCGAUACAAAGACCAGUGUAGAAAGAAGGAUGAGGAGUGGGAGGAAGAGGGGUGUGUCAAGCGGAAGUGUAUAAUUGAGGGACCACGUGGGUACACCAGGACUAUCAGCGUAUCAGAACUAGGUUGUACCGAUUCUAAGGGGGUGUGUCACUUUCCCGGAAGUGCGUGGGAGGAAAACUGCGUCCAAUAUCAGUGCGUCAACACAAGGAAUGGAACUUCCAUUAAGGCGACACAAAAUAUAAUCUGGAAAGAGGAAUUGAAGUGGUCAAAGACCACUGACAAUAAGUGUAUCACCAAACGCUGUGUGAUAGACCAGAGCGAUAAAAUUUCAGUGGACACGAUGUAA